CGAACCGUGGACGACGAUGGCGUCGCUGGGGAGCAAAGUGGACGAGCAAGUCGUCAAAGCGCCGCAGCAGAAUGGGGGCGGUUGCAGGAACGAGGAACUGCAGCUGGAAGACAUUCUGGAUAACAAUAACGAGAACAUCGAGGUGGAGAUGGUGGUGCCGCCAGAUGGUGGAUGGGGUUGGGUGAUCGUCGCUGCUUCCUUCAUGUGCAACCUGUUCGUGGACGGCAUCAUCUUCAGCUUUGGCGUCUUUCUCAACGAUAUAUCCGAGGCUUUCGCGGUGUCCAAGGCGAGAGUGGCGCUAGUUGGUUCGUUGCAGUCUGGAUUUUAUCUUAUGGCUGGUCCAUUCGUCUCGGCGUUGGCCAAUAGGUACGGCUUCCGGCUGGUCGCGAUCCUCGGAAGCGUGAUAAGUUGCAGCGCGUUCGUUCUCUCGUACUUCAGCACCUCCAUCGAGUUCCUCUACGUCUCUUACGGCGUGCUUGGAGGUAUCGGAGCAGGCCUGAUUUACGUGCCGGCUGUGAUAACUACAGGAUUUUAUUUUGAAAGAUGGCGAGCACUGGCCACCGGGAUCGCCGUCUGCGGAUCCGGAAUCGGCGCUUUCUUGCUUGCGCCGAUCUCAGAUAUACUGGUGAAGCAAUUCGGUUGGAGGGGCGCAUUGCUCUUCCAAGCAGGCUAAUCGAGAGAGAUUUUAAUCUAAUUCGCUUGGUACUAAAAAGGAAAACGAUUGACUGCUUGAAAUGUCGUGCAGGGAUGCUUUUGAAUUGCACCGUUUUCGGCGCCAUGUUCCGUCCAUUGAAACCAACGCGGAUCAAGGUGAAAUCUACGCCGGAAAACGCCGGUUUGGAAGUAAAGAGCAGCCUGAUGGCAAGAGGUGUGUCCACAGCGUCGCUGCAUUGCGUGCAGCCAGAAAGAAGCGGCUUCUUCGGGACUAAUAACAAUACCGAUUACCCAACGGCUGCCGAACUGUUUGGAAGCAAUCCCAACAUAGUAAACGUCUCGAAAUCGUUGCAUUCCCUUCACAAGGCUCACGUGGAGCUGCGAACACUGGAAAGGAAGUUGAGCAGCUCGGAGAAGCGGCUGUCCGUCCCGAUCUAUCCCGAGUUGGACAUGAACAUGGAGGAGAAGAUCGUCGAGGAGGAGAACAAUCUCCUCGGUGGAGAUGUGGAGAGACUGAAUGGCAAAGUGCCCACGAUUCGCAGACACACGAUCAGCGGUAGACGAUUGCGCGCGGACUCGGACUGCAGCCAGAAAUCGUUGAAGGUGGGCAACAGGCGGAAUCCAUUCAGCAAAGAUCCACAGAGGCCGUUCUACAGGGACGAUAUCUUUUAUGGCGGCUCUCUGAACAGACUGCCGCAUUAUAAGUCACAGCAAUCGUCCGUUGGUUAUCACAUGUCUGUCACGCGUUUACCCACCGCGACAGAUGUUGCCGAAGAGGAGAGCGGAAGCUGUUACAUCUGUCCAGAGAGCGUGCGUCGCAUCUUGACGACAAUGCUCGACCUAAGCCUCUUGAAGAGCCCAUCUUUCCUGAUCCUGGCCAUAUCUGGCGGACUCACGAUGAUGGGCUUCUACACACCCUUCAUGUACGUUCCAGAUCGAGCCCAAUUGGCAGGCAUCGAGGCCUCUACUGCCAUGUUUCUCGUCUCUGUGAUCGGCAUCGGCAACACUAUCGGUCGUGUCGUCUGUGGACUUGCCAGCAGUUUGCCAGGAGUUAACGCGUUAGUCAUCAACAACGUAUUCAUCAGCACCGGUGGCCUUUUGACCAUUUUCUCCGGGCUGUCGCUCAGCAAGGGCUACCAGUUCUUUUACGCUACCGGUUUUGGCCUUACUGUCUUUGCCUCGUUGCGAUCAAUCCUGGUGGUGGAUCUCCUGGGGCUGGAGAAACUGACCAACGCUUUCGGAUUGCUUCUUCUGUUUCAAGGCGUGGCAGCUGCCAUAGGCGCGCCUCUCGCAGGCGCCUUCAUGGACGCGACCGGAAGCUACGACGCCUCGUUCUACCUGUCCGGUAGCCUGAUCUUUCUCUCGGCUGUGAUCUGUUACCCCUUGAAGAGGAUCAACGUGUGGGAGACGAGACGAGGCAGCGACAAGUGCAGCGACGAUCCGUCCUAGUCCGUGGAUCGACGUCGAACGCCAGACAGAAGACGGAAGUCUACGCGUUGUUGGCUGCCGUGUGUCUGUGUGUUGUACAUACUAACGCGUUCAUAAUUUAUAACACGACUGUUCGAAAUCGAUGAUUAAUCCGGCGAUGACACCGGGACUCCAGCAUGAUCAGGAGAUCAACGUGGAGCGAACGAGCUCCAUCUUCGUGGCUUCCAUUCGCUUCGAACUCGAUCGAUUUUCGCGAUUAAAAAAAAAAAAAAAAA
This is a messenger RNA of Heterotrigona itama, 2357 nucleotides long. The record is from the annotation of a GenBank genome assembly. Lineage: Eukaryota; Metazoa; Arthropoda; Insecta; Hymenoptera; Apidae.